Microdochium trichocladiopsis is the source of this 1149-nucleotide messenger RNA. Its product is annotated as putative O-methyltransferase. The transcript is spliced from 2 exons. The record is from RefSeq and is a predicted model, not a curated record. Gene Ontology annotation, molecular function: O-methyltransferase activity. Bases 1 to 1149 code for a protein of 382 amino acids. NCBI's taxonomy places the organism in Eukaryota, Fungi, Ascomycota, Sordariomycetes, Xylariales, Microdochiaceae.
AUGGCCACACCUCCUGCUUUGUCCAUUUUAGCCAGCCUCUCAGGCGCAGGCGAUGCCUAUGCGAAGAACCAGCCAGGCUCGCGUGAGUCGCUAAUAGAGCUCUCGCGCCAGCUCAUCGCCAAGUUGGAGCUGCCGAGCGAAUUGGCUGUCGAUCGAAAUAUUUUUGGACUCCUUCGAGAAGCCGGCGCCGAUGGCGUAUUUCCCGACGUGCUCGCUGAGAAGGUCGGCAUGCAAGCGAGCCUGUUGAAGCGACUGAUGCGGCAUCUCGUCGCAAUGCACGUCUUGGACCUUGCCAACGGCAAGUUACGCGUAAAUCCUUUGAGCAAUGGCCUCGCGAUGCAAGAUUACCAGCGCAGCAUCAUGUUCUGUUACGACGUGUCCCGGCCCUCCUUGAACAGCUUUCCAAGCUUUUUCAAGGAGACGAAAUACCACGAGCCAGCGUUGUCGAAGAUCGAUGGACCUUUCAACAAGGCCUUCAGCUCAUCCCUGCCGUUCUUCGAUUGGCUUAACGCGAAUCCUCCCAACAUGCAGCACUUCGCUUCCUUCAUGGCUUGUUAUCGCGAUGGAAAGCCGAAUUGGUUCGAUAGCGGGUUUUAUCCCGUGCAAGAGAGGUUGAUAGCGGGCUUCGACCCGAGCAUUGGGGAGGCGCUCGUUGUGGACGUUGGCGGCGGAAGAGGCCAUGACAUGGUCAUGUUUGCUGCUCGAUAUCAAGAUCAUCCUGGAGAUAUCAUUCUGCAAGAUCAGGACGUGGUUAUCGGGGAGAUUGAGAACAAAGACGCACAGCCAUUCACCGCUAUCGCACACGACUUCUACAAGCCACAGCCUCUCAUGGGUGCCCGGGCAUACUCGCUGCACUCGAUUCUACACGACUGGGACGACGACCACGCGGCAAGAAUUUUGGAGAACCUCAAGCCGGCGUUGAAGUCAGGGUAUUCGAGGGUGCUGCUGAACGAGAUAGUCGUGUCGGAGGAGGAGCCAGCACUUGCGGCUACCGCGAUGGACAUGAUGAUACUGGGACACUUGAAUGUCUGCGAGCGCACAGAAGCCCACUGGAGAACGAUCAUUGAAGGAGUGGGCUUGCGAGUAAUCAACAUUUACCGCUAUCCGGGCAGCGCAGAGAGCCUAAUUGAAGCAGAGCUUGCUUUGUAA